CAAACAAAUCCGCGUGAUUUUUGGUGUUUUUGGCCGCGAUGUCUGGGCAGGAUUUGCUCUCUGACCAGGGCUUGAGGCUCGACGGGCGACGUGCUGGGGAGCUGCGGCGGAUUCAGUGCAAGCUGGGCGUGUUCAGUCAACCGGACGGCAGUGCAUAUCUGGAGCAGGGAAACACCAAAGUCCUCGCCGCCGUUUACGGGCCUCACCAGGCUUCCUCCAAGAGGAUGAACGUGGAGGAGGCGGUGAUCAACUGCGAGUACAGCAUGGCCACGUUCUCCACGGGUGAGCGGAAGCGGCGCACGCACAGCGACAGGAAGUCCAAGGAGAUGACAAUGCACAUCCAGCAGGCGUUGAGCGCUGCCAUCAAACUCGAGCUCUAUCCGCGCUCGCAGAUCGACGUGUUCGUGGAGGUGCUGCAGGCGGACGGCGGCAACUACUGUGCGGCCAUCAACGCCGCCACUCUGGCCCUCAUCGACGCCGGCGUCUGCCUGCGGGAGUUCGUGUGCGCGUGCACGGCGUCGCUGGCCAACGGGAAGGUGCCGAUGAUGGACGUGUCGCACAUCGAGGAGGUCAGCGGCGGAGCCACGCUCACUGUCGCCUCCCUGCCGUCGUCCGGGAAGAUCGCCUUCCUGGAGAUGUCCCAGAGAUUCCACCUCGACGAUCUGCCCAGAGUGCUGGAGCACGCGCUCGCGGGAUGCCGCGAGGUGAAGCGCGUGCUGGAUCAGGCUGUCCGGGAGCACGUGCUGCGCGUGGGCUCAGCAGGCGACUGGGGCGCUAUCACCAAGUAGAGAAUAAAGUAUUUUUCC
Molecule: messenger RNA, 806 nt
Organism: Phlebotomus argentipes
Lineage: Eukaryota; Metazoa; Arthropoda; Insecta; Diptera; Psychodidae
Gene: Ski6
Product: exosome complex component RRP41
Exons: 1
Coding region: 39-788 (249 amino acids)
Biological process (GO): poly(A)-dependent snoRNA 3'-end processing; rRNA catabolic process; nuclear mRNA surveillance
Cellular component (GO): nucleolus; cytoplasmic exosome (RNase complex); nuclear exosome (RNase complex)
Source: RefSeq, a predicted model, not a curated record